GGGAUCUUGAUUAGGGGAAUGCCGAACAAUACGUCACACAGAGAGGGGUAUCGACUUGAACACGAAGUGCCCAUGUGAAGGCCAUCAAUCAUCCUUUUUCUCCCUCUCCAAACCAGUCCUGCAGCGAUGUCAUUCCCAGCACCCGCAAUCUAUCCAAGCCUCCGAGACAAAACGGUGGUGAUUUCAGGCGGCGCGAGCGGGAUCGGAGCCGCAACAGUAAUACUUUUCGCUCUGCAGGGGAGCCAGGUGAUCUUCCUCGAUAUUUGCAAGCAGGAGGCAGCGAAGGCGAUCGAACAUGUCAUCUCGCACGCCAGCGACGGCGAGCAGCACCACUACCCCCCUGUGAAACGGCCCAUCUUCUACCACUGCGACCUCACCGACCUCGCCGCCCUCCAGAGCACAGCAGCACGCAUCCUCGACGAGCACGGGCCCGUCCACGUCCUCGUCAACAACGCGGCCGCGACCGGUAGCAGCGCGCGCUUGCCCACCGAGGCUGUCACCCCGAGCGACUGGGACUUUGGCGUCAACGUGAACCUGCGCCAUGUAUUCUUCCUCUCGCAGGCGUUUAUCCCCGCGAUGAAAAGUGCCGGCGGAGGGAGUAUCGUGAAUCUGGGCUCCAUCUCCUGGCGGAUCCCAGCGGCGGAUGGCCAGGCCGUGUACGCGGCGUGCAAGGCGGCGAUUAUGGGGCUGACACGCGUGCAGAGCAAGGAGGUUGGGGGCGCGAAUAUCCGCAUCAAUAGUGUGAUGCCGGGUGCGAUUGCGACGCAGAGGCAGAGGGAGGAGGUCCUCACGCCCGAGUAUCGCGCCGAGGUGUUUGCGGCGCAGAGUCUGAAGAGGGAUCUGGUGCCUGAGGAUGUGGCCAAGGUUAUUGUGUUUCUGGGGAGUGACGAGGCGAGUGGGGUCACGGGGAGUACGUAUGUUGUUGAUGGGGGGUGGGUUAGUGAUCCGUGAUGGUUGUCGGGAGCAGACAUUGGGCACGGAAGGUGGUGACAGGUAUGAAUCAUGAAGAAGACAGCAUAGCAGCCAUGUGGGUUUCAAAUGAAAGAAAAUCAAUCUGGACAGACAUCGAACUAAACCUCCUCACCAGGGUAAAACCAUCGCCAUCCCCGCGAGAAUAGAAACAGCCAUCACACCACCAAGCCCCAUAAUCUGCCCCCAUGAACCUUCACCCGUAGGAUACCUCAUCGACCGCGCCGCAUUCCCGGUCUCAGUCUCGGUAGGUUCAUCAGACCCAGACGUAGACGUCGAUCCAGCACCAGAAGUAGAAUAACCACUCCCAUUCGGCUGUACAAAGUAAAUCGGGGCCGCCUGCGA
Messenger RNA from Aspergillus calidoustus, 1314 nucleotides. The record is from the annotation of a GenBank genome assembly. NCBI's taxonomy places the organism in Eukaryota, Fungi, Ascomycota, Eurotiomycetes, Eurotiales, Aspergillaceae.